This is a messenger RNA of Hemibagrus wyckioides, 3789 nucleotides long. RefSeq names its product E3 ubiquitin-protein ligase ZFP91-like. The transcript has 12 exons. The record is from RefSeq and is a predicted model, not a curated record. NCBI's taxonomy places the organism in Eukaryota, Metazoa, Chordata, Actinopteri, Siluriformes, Bagridae. Gene Ontology annotation, biological process: regulation of transcription by RNA polymerase II. The coding region runs from base 489 to 2567 and encodes 692 amino acids. Gene Ontology annotation, molecular function: transcription coregulator activity. Gene Ontology annotation, cellular component: nucleus.
GUGAGUGAGGAUUUUGCGCACUGCAGCUUUAAUGUAAAGGCGGAUUGAGUGUGUGUGAGUGAGGAUUUUGCGCACCGCAGCUUUAAUGUAAAGGCGGAUCCGUGCAGCUGAGUGUCGCUCCUGAGCCUCUGCCGCUCAGCGCGCGCUUAAAGGAGACGCAACAAAGCCAAGAUGAGAUCCGAGCCGCCCGGUUCUCACCUACAGCCCGGUUUACUAUCGCUUUAAGAGCAUACUAAUACCGUCUCUGCGUCUUUAAAAAGAUGCUUUUUGCAGAGUUAUAACUAAGUUUCUGAAUUUAAGCAGAAAUCUCGAACAGAAAGAGUGCGAGAAAUCAGGGAUCGAGGAGGACUCGGUGAAAUAUGUUAGUGUGUAGGAUCAGGGCCUUUAACGAGCAAAGUGUUUUCAUAUUUUUAUACCGUAUACAUGAUUUCACAUCCGCUUGGAUUAAUUAAAGCAAUUGAACCGAAUAUUGUUUUGUUUUUCGGUGGAUGAUGGAAGUGCAGCGUGUCGAUAAAAAAGAGAAGCGGGAGGAAGAAGAGGAGGCCGCGCUCACAUCCCCGGACUCGAGUGUGACCCGCACGCCGCGCAGGGCGCUCCGAGGCCGUGGGGCGACUCGAUCGAACUCCGCCGCUCCGCCUGCUGCGUCCCCGGACACGAACGGAACCCCGAGCCAAGCGGGAUCUGGUCGGGUGCUGCGAGACCGGUCCACGCGAUCCGUGCCCGUGUGGAGAAGGAGAGACCUCGGAGUGGAGCAGGACGACGACGAUGAUGAUGAUGAUGAAGAGGAGGAGGAGGAAGAUGAAGCGGAAGCUCGCCGACGGAGGAAGACAGCGUGUCCGCGGCGCAGGAGGAACGCAGAGACGGCCAGAGACAGUAAAGCUCAGUGUGGAGAAAGUAAGGACGCUGCAGGCAAUCGAGCCGGUGGCAGGCGAGUUCAGAGCCGCAGCAGAACGCCGUCGUCUCGUGGGGCUCGUGGUUUGGCGCGGGUCGUGUGUAAGAGCGAGCCGGAGGCGGAGGCUACCUGCGCAGAAGAAAAUAAAACGGCUGAGAAGAAGACAAGCACUGAGAAGAAGAGUGAGGUAAAGGAGGAUGAGGUGCUGCUGGGUGAGGAAGAUCCUCCUUUCACCGAUGACCCGAAAGACCAAACGUACGAGCCUCGGGCACAGAGUGAGGAUGAUGAGGGAGUCAGCAGUGAUGAAGAUGUGCCCUUCAAGGAUGACCUGAAUGAUCAGAGCUACGACCCCAAAUCUGGGAGGGAUGGUCAGAAGGCAAGACGCAGAGCUCCUCCGCGGCCAAGAGAGAAGAAGGAGAGAGCAGCUGGAGGAGAGCAGGACAAGGAGAAAGAGACAGAGGUGAAGACGGAAGGAAUGGAGAUGGCAGACGUGAAGCAGGAGGCUGGAGACGGAGCCGAGCCACCCAGGAAGAGAGGUCGGAGAAGAAAAGACGACAAGAGCCCACGUCUUCCCAAGAGAAGGAAGAAGCCGCCAGUGCAGUAUGUGCGCUGUGAGAUGGAGGGAUGUGGAACAGUUCUCGCUCAUCCACGCUACCUGCAGCAUCACAUUAAAUACCAGCACUUGAUGAAGAAGAAGUAUGUGUGUCCUCACCCGUCCUGUGGUCGUCUGUUCCGCCUUCAGAAACAGUUACUGCGUCACGCCAAACACCACACAGAUCAGAGGGACUACAUCUGUGAGUUCUGCGCACGUGCGUUUAAGAGCUCUCACAACCUCGCUGUUCACCGCAUGAUACACACUGGAGAGAAACCACUGCAGUGCGAGAUCUGCGGCUUCACCUGUCGUCAGAAGGCGUCUCUGAACUGGCACAUGAAGAAGCACGACGCCGACGCCUCCUACCAGUUCUCCUGCGCCAUCUGCGGCAAGAAGUUUGAGAAGAAGGACAGCGUGGUGGCUCACAAGGCCAAGAGCCACCCUGAAGUCCUUAUCGCAGAGGCUCUCGCUGCAAACGCGGGCGCCCUCGUCACCACGGCGACGCCGACCACCACUCACGUGACCCCGGUGGGCGUCGGCCCCGUCAUGCUGCUGGAGCAGGAGCAGCCGCUGCACACCAUGCAGGUGCCUGUCACUCUCGCGCUGCCCUCUACAGAUGAGGCUAAGAAUGAAGCAGAAGGGGGCGGAGUCUCUGCGGCACACCCGACCUCUUCUAAUCAGACGCUGCAUUUUGUUUCCGCCCCCGUGUCCCAGCAACAGCUGUCCGUACAGGCUUCUCCACAGAUCGUUCACAUGACCUUUACCACCCUUUCGCACCCUCCUCAGCAGCUCCCCCUGCUGUCUGUCACACAUCAGCUGCCCCCGAGCACAAGCUCCGCCCCUUCUGUAUCACUCCUCCCACAGAUCACUUCUGUGGCUUUCACUGCCGAUCCCGCACCGGUGUCCUCCGCCUGCACUCCACCCCCGCCUCCUCCUCCUCCUCCGGCUGAGCGGAAAGAGGGUGGGGCACUCUGGGAGGGUGGGACCGGGAAUGUGGGCGGGGUUUGGGAAGCGGGCGGAGCCGGCGAGGCGCAGGUUGUGACGGACGGCUCGGAUGGGACGAUCCAACACAGACUGAUGUAGGGAAGGAAGAUUUUCAGGUGGGAAUGAAUUCCGGAGGAAAGACGAGGACUCGUGUCGGAAUUACACGGCAGACAUUCUGUUCAUCUUCUCAGACAUGGAAACUAGCCGUUUCUAUGGCAACCUACAGAACAGACAAGUGGAUGCACUGAAUGUAGGAUAGCUAGCAAUUAGCUAAAUGUUAUAACAUGAGUUAGUUUUUUUUUUAAGGUAGAAAGAUAAAUGCUACUGGCUAAAAAAUGUAAACUACCCAAAAUGAUUAACCUUCAUCCGCAGGGAAUGCCGGGAACGUGAUCCUCACUGCCUUUACCCGGUGUGACGUGGAAUUCUGAGUGUCUGAGACGUGACACUGUGUGUUGCUGUAAUUCUGAAGGCGCUCCUCCUCAGUGAACCUCCUCAGAAUGGAAACUCUACAGGACUUGAAAUCGAUCGUGUAUUCAAAAUCAAUUUUGAUAGGUUUAUAGAUGUGUGUGUGUGUGUGUGUGUGUGUGUGUGUGUGUGUGUCUCAGAAUGUUGUCUUAAUGGGUUUUUUUUGUAUAUAAACACUUUUAGUCUUCAGUCUGUUUUUUUUCCGGAUGUUUGAGUUCCUGUGUGUUCAUGUUGGUUUCAUGCAUUUAAUUUUAAAAUUCUUUCCAUAAGUUUUUAUUCUUUCAUUUUUUUACGUAAAUCUCUGAACACUGCGUACGAUAACCUUAUAACAGGCCACUAAUAGAAGUCUAAUAGACAUGUAGGAUGUUUUUCUCCUUAAUUGUGCACCGUAUCGGGGUGGGAAGGGGUGUGUGUGUGUGUGUGUGUGUGUGUAUGGUGUGGGGGGGGUAAUUUAUUAAAGCAACAUGUCUCUCUAUAACCCAGUUAUCUUAAAGGAGCUGUUCAGCUAAACUGCUAGCUGUACGCUUUCCGUAGUCGUGAGCAGCAUUAGCCUUUCGUAGGUCAGACGUUUCCUGAGCAAACCAUUGUGUCCUAGGAGAACAUAGAACCGUCUUCACCUUUUGACCUGUAGUUUAAAGGUUUUUUCCACAAUACUAACAUUGUAUUGCUAUUUAGACAGUUACAGAAAUGAGCUGUGAAGAAGAAGAAUGAUGGUUACACAGAUAAAACUGUUGUCUAGAUUUAAACACUUUACAGCAAAAAAAUAUUUAAAACAAUAGACUUGAAGAGAUUCCACCUUUUAUAAAUCCCUCAGUCUUAUUAACCAUGAACAAUAAACAUGUCUACACUCCUCUAA